Molecule: messenger RNA, 1248 nt
Organism: Dicentrarchus labrax (European seabass)
Lineage: Eukaryota; Metazoa; Chordata; Actinopteri; Moronidae
Exons: 4
Coding region: 1-714 (237 amino acids)
Source: RefSeq, a predicted model, not a curated record
AUGUACUACAAACACUACUUCCUCUUGUUGUUCCACUCACGCUACAGACCUGUCACCGAUCAGUGGGUGGAGCCAGACGUUACGACUGUGGUAAUCAAUGAUGGUCAAUCAGAUGUUCGAGGCUACCUUUAUGAGCCGCUGUAUAUAUCAGAUGUUCGAGGCUACCUUUAUGAGCCGCUGUAUAUAUCAGAUGUUCGAGGCUACCUUUAUGAGCCGCUGUAUAUAUCAGAUGUUCGAGGCUACCUUUAUGAGCCGCUGUAUAUAUCAGAUGUUCGAGGCUACCUUUAUGAGCCGCUGUAUAUAUCAGAUGUUCGAGGCUACCUUUAUGAGCCGCUGUAUAUAUCAGAUGUUCGAGGCUACCUUUAUGAGCCGCUGUAUAUAUCAGAUGUUCGAGGCUACCUUUAUGAGCCGCUGUAUAUAUCAGAUGUUCGAGGCUACCUUUAUGAGCCGCUGUAUAUAUCAGAUGUUCGAGGCUACCUUUAUGAGCCGCUGUAUAGCGAGCAGCGUCUGAGGCUGCUGCAGUCGAGGCAGAGGACCUGCCUGUCCCGGACGAGGAGUCCGGACUGGCUGGAGCUGGGGCGGACUGCUGGUGUCUGUGCUCUCGCUGUGCGCCUACGGACACACGGACGUCUGACUACAAUAUCGCCUAACAGCCUUUCUGCAAUGGGUCCUGCAGGGCGAGAGAUUGGGUCGAGGCGUGGUUUCACCCGCUGAUGUGGUGCAGGCUCUCCGACAGUAUCCAGCUCCAGAUGGCCAGUACUGCGGCACCGAGACGUUGAGGACGCUCAGGAGGAACUAUAACUGUCAUUGUUUACAUAUUUAUUGUUGUUGUUGUUGAUAUAUUUCUGUAAAUAAAUGGUUCAGCCGGACUCUGGAGGUCUCAGCCGGACCCUGGAGGUCUCAGCCGGACCCUGGAGGUCUCAGCCGGACCCUGGAGGUCUCAGCCGGACCCUGGAGGUCUCAGCCGGACCCUGGAGGUCUCAGCUGCAGCCCCUCACACAAACAUUGAUAUUUAAAGUGAUUAGUUAUCAACUUAUUGAUCACAACAUUAGUCUACAUUUAGUGCAGUAUUACAGACCGAUAUCUAUCUAUCAAUAAUCAUAUUGAUAGACUGAUCAAUACAGACUGAUUUAUAAACAGACUUUAUCAUCAGUCAGACAAACAAACAAUAAAUAAACAAUAUUCACAGUAAACUAUUAUUGUUGUCAUGUGAUCAAUAAAUGAAUCACUUUAUUGAUCUCAAAGGUU